Molecule: messenger RNA, 1265 nt
Organism: Moneuplotes crassus
Lineage: Eukaryota; Ciliophora; Spirotrichea; Euplotida; Euplotidae
Source: the annotation of a GenBank genome assembly
AAAAUUAUCGAAGGCUAACGAUGCUCAACAAGUCAAUGCCUGAUGCAAGGAUGGAAAAUUCAUUUGCACACGGACCUUCGGCAGCAUACAGGGAUCGCUCAUUUGCCCUCAAUGAAUCUAGAAGGAGAAUGAGAAAAGUUCCUGCAGCUGGAUUACUAAACGCUAAAACUCUUGCUGAGGAGAACCUUAGGGGCUUCCGGUUGAAAUCCCUUCAGAAAGAAAAUGAUCUUCCUCUCAGGGUUAACUGUCCUCAAAGAAUUGAACUCCCAAUGUACUUCAAUACUCCAAGGAGGAAGGAAGAUAUUAUCUCAAAAAGUAGGCUGAAGAGCAAGGUUCAGUCAAUGAAAGACUCUGCACUCGAUAUGAGUUAUGAAGACUCUUAUAAUAGAAUUGCUGCUAGAAAGAGACUAAAGGAUUAUGCCAUCCUCUCAUUUGCCUGCAAAAGAGCUGGUAAAUCAAGAGAUGAAGGAAGAGCUUACUAUAGUACUGGAGUACUUUUUGAUAACCUUGGGAAAUUCAAAACUGCUAUUACUCAUUACAAGAAGUUCUUGCAAGUCUGAAAAGCAAUCGGAGAUGUGCAUGGAGAAGCUCUUGCUUACAAUUGCAUUGGGGUGAACUACCAAAAAUUAGCUGAAAGUAAUGAUAAAUAUUAUGAAGAUGCUAUUGACUACCAUCUCAAGCAUAAGGAGAUCGCUGAUGUUGCAGGAAAGUUCUUAGCUCAUGUAAAUCUCGGUAUUAUUUACAAUAUCAUGAACGACGAGGAGAAAUCUUCAAUAAAUCAUCACUUUGCAUUGAGAUAUGCAAUUCAAAUGUCCAGUCUUGCAGGCCAAUCUGUUGCUGUAGGAAAUCUUGGAAAUCUAGGAAGCAUUAGCAAAGUAUCAUCUUAUGCUAACAACGAAAAGCUCCAAAUGUUCAUAGAGCGUUAUCUUGAAUUAAGCUCAGAACUUCGCUAUAGAAAGGGAGAAGGAAACGCCUUGCUAAAACUUGGUCAACUGAAGACUCAAAAAGGAGAUUAUGACAACUCAACCAAGCACUUCUUCAGAGCUAUGAAGAUAGCUGAACAAACUGGUGACAAAGAGGCUAAAACAGAGGCCAAAUGCCUCUUUGGUAUGGCUAGUGCCAAUAGAAACUGGAACGAUCACCAAAAGGAAAUCCUUGAUAAGGUUAAUAAUAGCGAUUUAGCCGUUUUGAAGCAAGCCCAACAAGAAGAGGACGAAGUUGAUGAAGAGGAAGUAGCUGUCGACGGAACAGAGAACGAAGUCUAA